UGCGCGGGUGUGCGUGUGCGCGCAGUGCACGCCGAGCAGCUCCCGGGAAGAAAGAAAGAGAAAAUCCCGAAGAAGGAAAGGAAGAAGCCUAAAGUCACUGGUGCAAAGGAGCAAAGAAGAGACAUUUCCCUCCCCUCCUCCUCCCUCUUUUCCCCUCCCCAGGAGGAAAGAGAAGGGGAAAAAAAAGAAACUUUCACCUUGGACUCUUCUUUUUUGGUGCAAACUUUCCUCCCCCCCCCUUCUUUUUCCUUUUCCCCCCCCAUUCCCCUCCUUUUUUUUUUUUUUUCUUUUGUUUUUCCCCUUCCCCUUUUUGCAAAAUUGCUGCUGGUGGGGUGAAGCAGGAGGAAAAUGCCGCAGCUGAACGGCGGUGGAGGGGACGACCUGGGCGCCAACGAUGAACUGAUCUCUUUCAAAGACGAAGGGGAGCAGGAGGAGAAGAUCUCCGAGAACUCCUCGGCGGAGAGGGAUUUAGCUGAUGUCAAGUCGUCUCUCGUCAAUGAAUCAGAAACGAAUCAAAACAGCUCCUCAGACUCGGAGGCGGAGCGGCGGCCCCCGCCUCGGUCCGAAACUUUCAGAGAUAAAUCCCGGGAAAGUUUAGAGGAAGCUGCGAAGAGGCAAGAUGGAGGGUUGUUUAAGGGCCCACCAUACCCGGGUUAUCCCUUUAUAAUGAUCCCCGACCUCAGCAGCCCGUAUCUGCCCAAUGGAUCGCUCUCUCCGACGGCGAGAACGUAUCUGCAGAUGAAAUGGCCACUGCUUGAUGUUCAGGCAGGGAGCCUUCAGAGUAGACAAGCCCUCAAGGAUGCUAGGUCUCCAUCUCCAGCACACAUUGUUUCUAACAAAGUGCCAGUUGUGCAGCACCCACACCAUGUACACCCUCUUACGCCGCUUAUCACAUACAGCAAUGAGCACUUCACACCAGGAAACCCUCCUCCACACUUACCAGCUGACGUAGACCCCAAAACAGGAAUUCCAAGGCCUCCACAUCCUCCAGAUAUAUCUCCUUAUUAUCCAUUAUCACCAGGCACUGUAGGACAAAUCCCCCAUCCGCUAGGAUGGUUAGUACCACAGCAAGGUCAGCCAGUGUACCCAAUCACGACAGGGGGUUUCCGCCACCCCUACCCAACAGCUCUGACCGUCAAUGCUUCCAUGUCAAGGUUUCCUCCACACAUGGUCCCGCCACACCAUAGUUUACACACAACUGGAAUUCCUCAUCCGGCCAUAGUCACACCAACAGUCAAACAGGAAUCUUCCCAGAGCGACGUCGGCUCACUCCACAGCUCAAAACAUCAGGACUCCAAAAAAGAAGAAGAGAAAAAGAAGCCACACAUAAAGAAACCUCUUAAUGCAUUUAUGUUGUAUAUGAAGGAAAUGAGAGCAAAAGUUGUAGCAGAAUGCACAUUGAAAGAGAGCGCAGCCAUCAACCAAAUCCUCGGUCGAAGGUGGCACGCAUUAUCCAGAGAAGAGCAAGCGAAAUACUAUGAACUAGCAAGGAAGGAGCGACAGCUUCACAUGCAGCUGUACCCGGGCUGGUCUGCGCGGGAUAACUAUGGAAAGAAGAAGAAGAGGAAAAGGGAUAAGCAGCCAGGAGAGACCAAUGAACACAGCGAAUGUUUCCUAAAUCCUUGCCUUUCACUUCCUCCGAUUACAGACCUGAGCGCUCCUAAGAAAUGCCGAGCGCGCUUUGGCCUUGAUCAACAGAAUAACUGGUGCGGCCCCUGCAGGAGAAAAAAAAAGUGCGUUCGCUACAUACAAGGUGAAGGCAGCUGCGUCAGCCCACCCUCUUCAGAUGGAAGCUUACUAGACUCUCCUCCGUCCUCCCCCGCCAUGCUCGCCUCCCCCUCCAGAGACUCGAAACCACAGACUGAACAAACGCAACCCCUCUCGCUGUCAUUGAAGCCCGACCCGCUGGCGCACCUGGUGAUGAUGCCGCCGCCAUCCUCGCUCGUGCUCGCUGAGAGCGCCGCGAGCAAGCCCGGCGCCCUGCCCGCCGCCAGCUGCCCCAACGGGGCCCUGGACCACCCGCCGGCCGCCCUCCCGCCGGCCGCCGCCGCAUCCCUCGCACAGCCCUCGACGUCCUCCUUGCAUUCCCACAGCUCGCUGCCGGGGACACAGCCCCAGCCGCUCUCCCUUGUAACGAAGUCCUUAGAAUAGCUUUAGCCUCGUUAGCUCUUUCGGUUUCCUUUCGGGGGGAUUGAAUUCUGUUGGUAUUUGGGGUUUUGGUUUGUUUUUUUUUUUUUUUCCUUUUCUUUUUUUUUUUCUUCUCCUUGUUGUCGUCCGCUGUUUGUCGUCGUUUCUCGGUUUCGUUUUUAAUUUGUGCCAUGUGGCUACAUUAGUUGAUGUUUUAUCGAGUUCAUUGGUCAAUAUUUGACCCAUUCUUAUUUCAAUUUCUCCUUUUUAAAUAUGUAGAUGAGAAAAGCCUCAUGAUUCUGCCAAAAUUUUUAUCAACAGCUGUUUAAAGUCUUUGUAGCGUUUAAAAAAUAUAUAUAUAUACAUAAUUGUUAUGUAGUUCCAAUAGCUUAGUUUUAAAGACUGAUUUUAAAAAUUAAAAAAAAAAAAAAGAAGCAAUUUUGAAGCAGCCCUUGCCAGAGGCAUUGGUUCUUUAUUAUUUGUAUUAAAUACGAGCUUGCGAACCAAUCAUUUUACAUCUGGUUUUUAAACCUUUAAGGGCACAACGAAUGCGGUGCCGCUACUACUUCUUUUUUUUUUCUUCCUUGUGUGAAACAACCUUUAUUGUGAUGUUACUUGUUAUUGUUUAAAUGUACAGAAACAAAGGGUUAAAAAAUGUGUUAAUAUACCUUGUUCCAUGGUGUUGUUCUUUUUGGGGGAGGGGACGCUACUCAACAAUUAAAAGUAUCACAACGCUAUUGGACCAGUAGUAUUUAUUGCUUUAGAAAUUGCUUGUUGUAUCUGUAUGUUGUCCCUUUUUAAAUGUUUUUUUCUUCUUUUAUUUUUUCCUUGAAACAUUGUAUAAAGGGUUUUUUUUUUUCCUUUAGUGUAAGCAUCUUAUAUAUAACAACUCAUUUGUACAAGGUUUUUAAGUUUAUAUAUAAAUGUGUAUAUAUAUAUUUUUUCCGGGAUUUUGUUUUUGAUUUGUU
Zonotrichia leucophrys gambelii is the source of this 3095-nucleotide messenger RNA. RefSeq names its product transcription factor 7 like 2 (gene TCF7L2). Lineage: Eukaryota; Metazoa; Chordata; Aves; Passeriformes; Passerellidae. The transcript has 14 exons. The record is from RefSeq and is a predicted model, not a curated record. The coding region runs from base 349 to 2151 and encodes 600 amino acids. Gene Ontology annotation, cellular component: catenin-TCF7L2 complex; chromatin; beta-catenin-TCF complex. Gene Ontology annotation, biological process: regulation of transcription by RNA polymerase II; canonical Wnt signaling pathway. Gene Ontology annotation, molecular function: DNA-binding transcription factor activity, RNA polymerase II-specific; RNA polymerase II cis-regulatory region sequence-specific DNA binding.